AUGUCUGAUUGUCCUAUCUUUAGUGAUGAAGAUGGGAGUAAAGUACUUGGGCCUACGGGACAGGGGGCAAGUGAAUUGUUACUCUCUCUUCUUUGUAGCCCGCAGCCGGCACAGACCCUGCCAGAGCCUGGUAUCUCGGUAUUUCAUCCUAAGCAGAAGCUUCCCUUCCCACCAUUGAAUGGAUAUGAGUUGUCAGAGAUCAAUAGCUAUGGCUCGGAAUAUGCCAAAGUAAGUGGGUAUGUUAGAGCGACGAUGAAACACGUCAAGAUUGAGAAGAUCAGGAAGCUCAAGAAUCUGCAGCUCUUGGAUACUUUUCAAAGGAAAAAAAUGGAGAUGAAGGUCACCGAAAAAUACCUAUUUUGUGCCACACACCGCGCUCACGUAGAUUCUAUCUGUGCGAAUAAUUUCGACUGGAUCUUGCAUGGGACUUCUGAAGGCACCUAUGGAAAAGGAAAUUACUUUACAAAAGAUGCCAUUACUGCCCAUAAAAACUUCCAGUCUGAUCCCCAAAACAUCGUUAUGUUUUUUGCCCGAGUCCUGGUCGGAGAUGUUAUUGAAGGAAAGAGGAGUUACACAAGCCCUCCUCCACCGUAUGACAGCUGUGUGGAUUCAAGGUUGAAUCCUUCCAUUUUUGUCAUCUUUCAGAAAAAUCAGAUUUACCCAGAAUAUGUGAUUGAAUAUACCGAAGCAGAUAAAGCCUGCGUGGUUAGUUAGAAAUGAUGAGGACACCAUCACAAAGGAUGCCAUAGCCAUUCCGUCCACUUAUAAAACCCGAUCGCCGCCGAUAACCGUUAAACUUUUUUACAUUUUCUCAAUUACUUAUCAAAUGCCUUAGGUCUGUGGUUCCCAAACUUUGUUGCACAUGUGAAUCAUCUGGAAACAGACAAACAAAAAUCCCAGUGUUCAGAAUGCAUCCCCUUCCAACUAAAUCACUGUUUCUGCGGGCGAGAGCCAGGCAGCGGUGUGUGUCGUAAAUUUUGGGAACCACUGCCUUAACUGUAACUGUAACUGUAAAGAACGAUUUCUAAUACUGUGAUUGCAGCAACUACUGUCUCUCCCAAAUACUCUUACAGUUUACUGUAUGGCACGGUUUUGUUUUGGUUAAAUUGAAAAAAACUUAAUUUGGGAACUUUGAGAGAAAUCUAAAAAUGCCUAUUGAAAUAAGCACAUAAGACAGUACAGCCUUGGAUAAUGAUUGUGAAAAGUUGGGGGAGGGGAAUGCUUAGGAAUAUCCGGGGGGGGGGGGGGAGUAAAGGUAAUUUAAAUGCCAUUACAGACACAGCCUGCGUACCGUACCAUUGCAGUGAAACUGAUGUGGGGCAUACAUUUCGUUAUCUCUACGUUUAUUUAGGGGGCCCCAUCCAGGUCGACUCUGGAAUUCAUAAAAAAGAGUUGCCAAGUGUGGCUCAGAGAGAAGUACCAACUCGAGUUAAGGGCCCAUUUGAGGUCUUAAUAUCAUUAUGUCAAAGUAGACUCUUAGGUUCUGAUCAAUAUGAUUCCAGAGAAGGCUUUUCUCAGGUUGGACUUUCAUGAGGUGUGUGUAUUGGGGGAGCACUGAGGCGCAGUUACCCGAGUCACACAGGCAUGACUGACAAACUGGAGGGCUCCUAUCGUCGUUCGCUGUGGCAGAUGAGGCUCACCGAGGAAUUAGGAGCAGGGCCCUCCUGUUGCAGGAUGGGCCCCCUAAGGAGACAAGAUUUGUUUCCUGGUGAGCACAGAAUCAGAACUAAUAGGAUAAUGCCUCAGACAGGCUUUGCGCCUGUAAGAGGCUUUUUUUUUUUUCCUAAUGUAACGAAAUGUAUGGAAUUGUUGUGCAGUCAGUUUUUAGAGCAAUUAAGCUGCCUGGACCAAGUUCCUUAUUAUGAGUCAGGUUUUUCCUUUCAAUUUUCCUUUUCAAACAUUCCAUCCCAAUCUCCAAAUAUUCCUUAUAGAUCCUUCCAGCAGACAUGUUAUAAAAACUAAUUAGCAUUUGAGGUUUUAUAUGUCAGAUUUUUAAUCAGUACACAGCCUGCUACAAUUCUUUGGCUUAAAGGAUCCACCAGUAACAAAUGUUUAGAGGACUUUUUAGCAUAAAGUUGUUUUCUGGGAGGUUUGCCACAAAUACUCUUGUUUACUUCUUCCUUUUUCAUGGUAGUUUCCGUUCUGGAGUUUUCAUUUCCUGAUCUUGACCUUCAGUGUUGCAGAGAUCCAACUUAUACAACUCUCUCCGACCGCCCAUUAGACAUCUCUAGUGGGAUAUUUCACAGGCAUCUCUGCUUUACCAGGUACAAAACAGGAUUCUGGCUCUGCCUCCCUCAGAUGAACCAGUUCCUCCCCAGGGUUCUGUAUGUAAGUACGUGGUAUCACCAUCCACACAUCUGCUCAAACAGCAAUCCACAAGUUGCCCUGGACCCCCUCCCCCUACCUUCCCCUGAGCAUCUAAGCUGUUCUCAAGUUCUGUUUUCCCUCUUAAAUACCUUGGUCUCCUUCUACAUUGUUCUUUAUUUGGCAGCAAGAAUGGCCAUAUUUUAAAAUUUUUUACUUAAUAAUCAUCAUCUUUCAAAACACAAAUCUGAUCAUGCCUUUAGAGUAAAGUUCAAGAUCAUUAUCAUGGCCCCACAUGAUCUCUGCCUUCCCUACCCUCCAUCAUUUAUUUUCUCCCACACAAGCCGCUCUGGCUUUCCUCCAGUCCUUUGGGAUCUCUCACAUAGCUCAUUGGUCUUCAAUUAGCAUCGCUGCCUUCUUUUUAAAUGGCAGAUACUUUGUAACGUCCACAUUAUUAUCCUCAAAAUGCAAUUUAGUGGUAAUGUACUCUCUCUACCUAGAUACAAUUUUAGAAAUACAUUUAAAAUUAAGUAAUGUUAAUAUAAAAGGGAAGUUAAAAGUACAUAACUUGGAUACAACUAUACUAGAAGACCUAAUUAAGUACUCAGAUGUUUACAUCUAUUUAGAAUGAAUAAGCAGGUAGGAGAUUAGAAGCUUUUUUGUACAAAGAAGUAUGGGAAAAUGAAACAGCAGGGAUACAAGUGGACAUUAGAAUAGAAACUAGUGACAUAAUAACUUACUUGCAUAUGCUGAUAAUAAGGACACCUUAAUUGAUGUGGAUAUUUUUAAAAAAUAUAUAUUUCUUUAUUGAUUUCAGAGAGGAAGGGAGAAGGAGAGAGAGAUAGAAACAUCAAUCAUUGAUCGGCUGCCUCCUGCAUGCCCCCUAAUGGGCUAUAUCCCUCUUCCUUCCUUUCUGAAUUUCAUUAUGUAAAUGCUCCGGCAUGACUACGGUAUACGACAUCAUGAAAUAGAUAUUUAUUCCUGCUUUGAGUGAAUACCUUUGGAUUUAGGAAUCGAUCAGAGGCUACUUCCUAUAAAGAAGUACAGGAAAAUGAAAGAUAAGACACUAGACACUAGAAUGAAGACCAGUAUUAGGGUAAGUGAUAAUAGACCAUUACCUUAUCUGUGUAUGGUAAGGGAAAGAGCGAAAUUACCUUACUGUAAAUAAGGAUAAUAAGACAAGGCAAAUUACAGAUUGUCUAAGAGGAAAACAUAUAUAUUCUCUCAGGUGACCUGUAGGUCCUACAUAAAUGUCCAGCGGACAUUAGAAAGUCGUAUAGAUACUGAAUAAUUCUUCGUUUUGUGGGGCUAACCCAUAUAUUGCAGGACAUCUGUUAUCCCUGGUUGCAUCCACUGAGUGCAAAUAAUAAUUCCCAGUUAUGAAACCAAAACCCAUCAAUUUCUUUUUUCUUUUUUUUAAAAUAUAUUUUAUUGAUUUUUUACAGAGAGGAAGGGAGAGAGAGAGAAUUAGAAACACCGAUCAGCUGCCUCCUGCACAUCUCCCACUGGGGAUGUGCCCACAACCAAGGUACACGCCCUUGACCGGAAUCGAACCUGGGACCUUUCAGUCCGCAGGCCGACGCUCUAUCCACUGAGCAAAACCGGUUUCGGCCCCAUCAAUUUCUAAACUAUCACUGGUGAGAACCACAGAUUCGGUUAACAUCUAGCAUCUUGAGAUUAGCGUGUUUACCUUCAUAAGGAGUCCUAUAGAUUAGAUAGGAUGCUUGCCUCCCAAAUCCGGUUUUUAAAAUAAUUUGUGCCUUGCUUUGUUAAUUUUUAGCGUCUAUCCAACUCGAGGUUGUCUGCUUUCUGCAUUAGUAUGUAAGCUCCUUGAGGGCCAAGCCAACUUGCCUUGUUCACUGUGCUGGACCCCAUAACUAGCUGACUGCUUCAGACCUUGAUAAAAUAGUGUGGACGUUAGCUCAAGUAUUUGUAUUUCAUUCAUUGAAUUGUAUCUUCUUCUUCAAGCUCAAUUAGAGACUAAUAAAAAGUAAAUGCAAAUUUU
Myotis myotis is the source of this 4309-nucleotide messenger RNA. Its product is annotated as zinc finger CCCH-type antiviral protein 1-like. Lineage: Eukaryota; Metazoa; Chordata; Mammalia; Chiroptera; Vespertilionidae. The coding region runs from base 1 to 714 and encodes 237 amino acids. Gene Ontology annotation, molecular function: NAD+ poly-ADP-ribosyltransferase activity. The transcript is spliced from 5 exons. The record is from RefSeq and is a predicted model, not a curated record.